Molecule: messenger RNA, 325 nt
Organism: Bemisia tabaci
Lineage: Eukaryota; Metazoa; Arthropoda; Insecta; Hemiptera; Aleyrodidae
Product: histone H2A
Cellular component (GO): nucleosome
Molecular function (GO): structural constituent of chromatin; DNA binding; protein heterodimerization activity
Source: RefSeq, a predicted model, not a curated record
AUGGAAUACUUGGCCGCUGAAGUUCUCGAGUUGGCCGGUAACGCCGCCCGUGACAACAAGAAGACCAGGAUCAUCCCCCGUCACUUGCAGUUGGCCAUCCGUAAUGACGAGGAAUUGAACAAGCUCCUCUCUGGCGUCACCAUCGCCCAAGGUGGUGUUUUGCCCAACAUCCAGGCUGUGCUUCUGCCCAAGAAGACCGAAAAGAAGGCAUAAGCUGUCUCCCUCCAGUCGUCUCUUCACUUUAAAACGGCCCUUUUCAGGGCCACCAAUUUGUGUAGCUACCAUAUACCAUUUGUAAUGUAUUCAAGCGGAAUCUCUCGUUCGA